CUGCUCCGGAAGUAGAAGUCAGUCCCGCGAGUUUCCAUCAAAAGGGAAAAUCCUAAAUACAACACAACAAAUAAAUUACACAUACAUCAAAAUCAAAAAAAAGAGAGUUAAUUACAAAUUACAUGCAAAGAUUACUUGUAGUGCUAUUACUGGGAUAUGAAAGCAAAGUAAUUUAAAUUCACUUAGUGUUGUGUGUUAACAAUUAAAUAAAAUCGUGUGUGAGUGCGGUGGUCAUAAAAAUAAUUCGUGCCGCAACAGCAGGCGACAAUAAAUUUUUGCGCAACAAAAACCACCACAACAAUAACAAUAACAAUGGCCAAAUGCAAUUCGACGCGUCAAGUGAAUUAAGCGAUUUUUAAAGCUUUACGCUAAAUGAAAUCUGAAUUGCCAAAGUGUUCACUUGUGUGUGCAAAUUAAAUUACGCAAAUCAAAUAAAUGUUUUAACGAAACAAAAAUAAAAACCCCAAGGAAGAAAGAGAAAGAAUCAAAUAAAAAUGUUGUUAAAAAUAUACCAACUACUGUGUAAAUAAUUCGACAAGUAUAUCUAGCAACGAGCAUAGAUAAAAUUAAUUAUAGAAUAUAACGCAAAUAAAACAACGAAAACAAUAAAAUGUUUAUUUUAACGGUAAUAAAAUUGCUGUUGAUAGCGCUGAAUAUAUUUCCCAGUCGCUUCACAAAUCGACGGAUUAUGUUCCUCAUCUACAUGACAAAUCUGGUGACGCACGUCAUGAUGGAUGAGCCACGUUUUGCCCAGCCGAUACCAAACGUCACUGUUGCCGUGGGUCGAGAUGCCAAUCUGCCCUGUGUUGUGGAGCAUUUGGGUGGUUACAAGGUGGCCUGGAUUCACAUCGACAGGCAAAUGAUACUGACCAUCCACCGGCAUGUGAUAUCGAGGAUUCCGAGAUACAGCAUCACCUACACCGACAAUACGUGGUUGCUGCAUGUGAAUCAGGCUCAUCAGGACGAUCGCGGCUACUAUAUGUGCCAGGUCAACACGAAUCCGAUGAUUAGCCAAGUCGGCUAUCUACAGGUGGUCGUUCCCCCAAACAUUUUGGACAUUGAGAGUACGCCAUCGUCGGUGGCAGUGCGCGAAAAUCAAAAUAUCAACAUGACAUGUCGGGCCGAUGGCUUCCCGGCUCCAAAAAUCAUUUGGCGACGGGAGGAUGGCGAGGAAAUUGCCGUCGAAAAGAAGAAAAAAGUUCUCGUGUACGACGGCGAUGUUCUGCCGCUGAGCAAAGUGAGCCGGAAUGAAAUGGGCGCCUAUCUGUGCAUCGCCACCAAUGGAGUACCGCCCUCGGUGUCCAAGCGGAUCAUUCUCGAUGUAGAGUUUUCUCCGAUGAUUUGGGUGCCGAAUCAACUUGUUGGCGCUCCAUCCGGCACAGAUGUAACCAUCGAUUGCCACACGGAGGCGCAUCCCAAGGCCAUCAUCUAUUGGGUAUACAACUCGGUGAUGGUAUUGCCGAGUAAGAAAUAUAAGACCGACUACACGGAGAACUCCUAUCGUGCCCACAUGAAGCUGACGAUAAGAAACCUACAGUAUGGUGACUUUGGCAACUAUCGAUGCAUCUCGAAGAACUCGCUGGGGGAAACGGAAGGCUCCAUACGUGUUUACGAAAUACCUUUGCCAUCCACGCCAUCCAAGCAGGUGACCCACACCACCGUCGAGUCCAGGGAGAACAAUAUCAUACCCCCAUCACGCAACGACACAACGAAAUCCCUGCAAACGGAUGUGGGAUAUGCCAUGAAGAACGAUUUAUAUCCUGGCUCGGCCUCCUCAUCAUCCUCGGGCGGCAGUUCCUCGGCGGCCUCGUCCUCGUCCUCGACCUCGAUGCAGACCUCUGCCCUGCCAGGCGGGGUGGCGGGAAAUAGUCUAUCAUCGGUGGGUUCCAAGGGAUCCCUGGCGAUAGGAAAGAGCACGUUCUACACGGAACGACCACCGAAUGAGUAUGCCUCGUCAGUGGCUGGCCUGCUGCUCCAUAGAGCCCUGCUCUUUGGCUCUGGAAUCUAUUUGACUCUGCUUUGAAAUCAAUAAAUCACUUGAGUUACUCAAUAAGCAUUUCGAAAAUGCAGCCAAAGGGGGUAUAAAAAAACCACGGGGGAUAGUUUAGGUACAUCAUCAUAUUUCAUAGCUUAAAAUAUAUUACAAGUCCCAAUAAUAAACAUAAACAAAAAAUGCUUCAAACUUGGCUCACUUCAAAGCUAUAGGAAUUUGUAAAGUUAUAAAAAGAAAAGGUAUUUUGCAAAACAAUAAAAUGCUCAAUGUAUGUAUAGUAUAGUGCUUAUUAUAUGAUAAGCUUAAGAUAAACCAAUGUAUCACUCAUAAGAAGUGGUUUGACAAAUGAAUUGUACAAUAUAUGAAUUAUAUCUUAAAUUAAAUUUAGAACAGAUGGAUUUUGUUAAACAGAAUUAUAUUUUAAAUUAAAUUUAGAACAGAUGGAUUUGGUUUGCCCAAAGUCACAGCUUUUCUAGAGCAGAAAUGGUUUUAUUGUUUAUAAUUUAAAAUAAAAACCUUUACUUUCAACAUAUCUCAAAGAAGAAAACACUGGAACUUAACUUGCUCAUAUCAUUAUUAAAGUAUUACAAUUUUCCUAUGAAUUGAACAUAUCUGAAAAUUACAAUUUUGAGAAUACAUCAUUUUUAAUAAUUAUUUUUGAUUAAAUAUUAAACGAUUCUUAAUGUUCCGACCUUAAGCAAUCGGAUUUCAUUGUUCGUUUUCGUGACAAACUUUUUAAGCCCUUUUCUGAAAUGCAUUGAAAAUUUCCAAUUAAUUUAAUGAAAGCAAGGUUCGCCCAUCUACGGCUCUGAAUUUUGUAGCCAUGUGGCAUUAAAACGCCUUGAAAGUGUCGUUUACUUUACCAGUUUCCCUGUUGCCAGGUGCUGUGGUGAAAAAUUUGCAAUAAUAAUAUGCCAUACCUUGAUUCCGUUUCCUGGCCCACGGAAACCGCCUCGUCAUCCUCAUCGUCACCAUGGCCAUCGUCAUCGGCUUUUGUGCACUUCCAUCACUUUUUAAUAAAUGUGCAUGCUAAUUAUAUUAUUACUCAUACGACCCGUUGCCAUGUGUCCUGUCUGUCUGUCUGUUUUUACUGGGGCCUGCCUCGCCGUGCGAAAUACUUGCAAUUAAUUUCAGCAUAAAAUUGCGCGGCCUGCGGUCCCUCGACCCCACACAAUGACACACAGUUAACAUGUCCAAUUUAUUGGCCAUAACUCAUGCCCGGCAGCUCAGCCAGGGAGUGAGUGAGAAGGAUCCUGGAUACAGGAUACAGGAUACAGGAUACAGGAGCCAGGAUCCACGAUUCGUGGCCAAUCCAGAGACAGACAACCGAGCGCCAUCGACGAGGCAAAGAAAAAUGACAUUAAGGCCAGAAGAUAUAUGGCCCAUUUGCAUAUAGGUUCAUGUAUAUGUAUAAACAUGCUCGGGGUUUUGCAGCAGGCAAAAGGCCUGCCAAUUUACUGAAUUUAUACUUCGACCUCGCCGUUGCACGAUUUUAAUAAUUCAACUUGCGUUGCAUAAAGUUUGCAUUGACAUAAACAUAAUGAACGAUGGAAAACCGCAUGCGAAAUUGCCUUUCUCCUGUUGCCCUUUUCGUUUAUUAACAUUGUUAAUGCCCAAAAGGAGAAAAGCACAUUCGGCAAGCGUUGAAAAUAUUGAUAAUCAACAUUGUGCCCUGUCCUCGAUGUGUCGACGUUCCGACAAUAACAAAAUUAAUGCAUUUUAUUUAAUUUUCCCCCCUCGCACAGGGGUUCAGAGGAAAAAUAAGGUCGCCAGUGCAGUUAACUCGAACAAUGAAGCUAAUUAAGCAUUAUAUAUGCAGUUGAAAAGGCGACAGGCCAAGGAUAUAUCACAAUCUUUGGGGAGUCAUAUAUCUAUCAGUAUUUAUGCAUUUAUUAUUUAUUUAAAGUGCCACGAAUAAUGAACUAAAUUUCAAUCCAGUUUGUGUGGGGCUCGGGCUUCAAUAAAAUGCUCGUCAAAUGUUUGCCAAAUUCAACCGCACAUUUUGUUUUUAAUUAGUAAAUUGCGCUAAUUAAAAUUGCAGUUAUGUUUGUAAAUAAUACCUUUUAACUGAGGUCAUACCAUUUUUGAUGUAAAUAAAUGUUGACCCUUUUAGUUGCGUGUAAAUAUGAGAAAUAAUAAUUAAUGCAUCAAAUACUCACUUCAUACAAAAACAAUUGAAUCAGCCAGAAAGUAAUUCCAAAUACACUAGUAAAAAAUUUCUGGCAAAUUAUUAACUAUACUAAAACAGAAUUAUGUAAAGUCUAGGAAAUACAUAAUGAAUUCAUACUUGGCAAGAAAUACCAUAAAUAAAAAUCAUAUUCAAACUAUAUAGCCUAUACAAAGUAAUUACUGUUUGUUGCCUGUAUUUUAAAAAUUAGCUGAACAUCAAAUGAGUAAUAUGUAAAAUGUUUAACGCUUUUUGUGCGAAUAAAGAGAUAAGAACGGAUGUGUUUUCCUAUAAAGUUGACAUUUUGUAAUAUAAAUAAAAGUAAAUAUUAUAAAUAAAUUGAUUAUGUAACUAAAAAUGUUUCGUUUUGUUAGUG
Molecule: messenger RNA, 4536 nt
Organism: Drosophila suzukii
Lineage: Eukaryota; Metazoa; Arthropoda; Insecta; Diptera; Drosophilidae
Gene: DIP-delta
Product: Dpr-interacting protein delta
Cellular component (GO): neuron projection
Source: RefSeq, a predicted model, not a curated record